AUAGUUCUUGUGCGUGAUGUGUGCGUGAGGUAGCAAUGUUAAAGUCGCUUGUUUCGCCGCACUACCCAGCCGUAGAACCCCGUCAUCAACUGGUCCCGAGUCCGAGCCAUUCCGCGGGCGUCGCCAGUCCCGUCUCCAUGGCCGACACGUGGGGCAUGAACGAGCUGGGCGUCUGGUUCGACGAGACCGAGAACGGCAUCACCGGCGCGUUGCCGGUCCCUUGCCGCAUCAAGCAAGAGCCACAGUCGGCUCCUUCGUCGCCCCAGUCGUGCAUGAUGAACAACGGCGGGGGCGGCAACGCCAUGCUGGACUAUCCCGCGCUCCUCGAGGAACUCGUGAAUGUGACAAAGAACUGCGUCGCGUCUCACCCGCGCUCAGCGCCCACGGCGAUUGCCUCUGCACAGCCACCGGCUGCUACAGGGAACGCCGCUGCCGUCGCGCUGGUGGCUCAGCCGGGCAGCCCCAGCAUGUACGACGAACCGUGCGCCGGAUUAGUGCGCUGCCACGGCACCACUGCCAUGACGUACGCGCCCGCCAAGGCGUGCCGUCCUCCGCCACCUUCGUACGACCAGCGGCUCGCCAUCAAGACCGAGGACUGUGCCGAAAGUGACGCGGCUGCGGAUUGUUGCACAUCACUAUCCGCAGACAAGCUCGACCAGCUUCGACUGCUCGCCAUGCAGCAGGCAGCCAAGGACAUCGACGUUGCCUGCCAGAUCCUCAACAUCUCGCCGAAUCCCUAUCAGUGGAGCGUGGCAAAUGUCCACUCGUGGCUGGUGUGGACUCAGCAGCAGUACGGUUGCCCGUCGUUCAGGACCGACUACUUCAACAUGAACGGCCCCACACUGUGCUCCCUGAGUGAGGAAGACUUCAGAAUACGUGCUCCAGGAUCGGGAGACAUCUUCAGCGCGCAGCUGGAAAUAUGGAAGUCCGCCGCGCAUCUGCGGACGUCAGAACAAAAUCAUCAGCAGCCAGGCCAGCGGUCGGGGGCGACGCAGUUUUGCCCCGAAGACAGCGUGCUCGACCUCGCGAGCCUUCUGGGCCAGACCAUCUCGGGCAGUGGGGCGCCGGACGCCUCGCCGCCACGCACCUCGCCCCUCAGCCAUCACAGCGACAGCCAUAGCGAAGCCACCCACAGCGACGACGACGCCAGCGACACGAGCAGCGACAUUGCCGAGCGCUGCCUCGGCACCGGCGUCGCUCUGACGACGGGCGCCGUGGCGGCCGCAGGCCGAGCCCCUUCUUCGUCACACAUCCACCUGUGGCAGUUCCUCAAGGAGCUCCUGUCGCAGCCGCAGCUGUACGGCAGCUGCAUCCGCUGGCUGGACCGCAACCGGGGCGUCUUCAAGAUCGAGGACUCGGUGCGCGUGGCCCGGCUCUGGGGCAAGCGCAAGAACCGGCCCGCCAUGAACUACGACAAGCUGAGUCGCUCCAUCCGCCAGUACUACAAGAAGGGCAUCAUGAAGAAGACGGAGCGCUCGCAGCGGCUCGUGUACCAGUUCUGCGCGCCCUACAGCUGUUGAUGAUCCCGGUUCCCUGUAAGGGCGGCCCGAACCGACGAGGCUUUCUCAGCUGGUUCUGGGCCUCGAUCGGUGCUUCGUGGCCGCCUGGGUUCCCCCCUCGUGAAAAAAAAAACAACAACAACAAAGAAGCGCAAGCAGUGUGCGUUGUUGUACGUGUUCGUCCCAUAUUCCUCCCCAAUACUGUACCGCUCUCUCGCAUUCUUUCUCUUUGCUGCUAUCGCGCCCCUCCUGUUGUUUGGGUUUCAGUUAUGCCUUUCAUAUAAUGCUCGCUGCCGCGUGCAUUACUCAUCAGCGGUGUGCAUUCGAUGUGCAAGCCGUGGAGGGCACUCGUCGCAGUCUACAUAGCGGCCGUAUGAAUGCGCAUUUUAGUGAUUCGAAGAUUUAAUGCUGGCAAAAAAAGAAAGUAAACGAUCAGAAGAAGACGAAGAGCCUAAAACGUAGAGACUAAAGAAACGUGUACCGCAAGCAUUCUAAAACGAGCGAACUGGGCCUUUAAAAUUGCGAAGUCUCCCAGCCCAACGGCUUAAUUGUGAGGACGUGAAGCCGACUUCUUUUACCAAGAAUGCCGUCUUAAUCGCUCCUGUUCGAAUUACCCAACUUCGGUUUAAGCUAUGGCACCCAAAUGAAGCCCAACAUGUAAGCGCAGGCUGUUAACUAAAAAAAGGAUGCCAAAAAGAAAACUAGAAAAAGAAAUACUACUGUGACGAGUGCUCCGCGGUGUUUCUUUCGUUUCUACAUACAAGCAGGAGCGCAACCCUGUACUUUAGCAGUUUUAUCUUUUCUCACUUUCUUGUAAACUGUGACUCUUUCGCAAAAUCUCCCUGUCCCCUUUUCUUCCCGCAGUUUUUCAGCUUUGCUGCUGCUGCUGCUGCUGCUGCUGCUGCUGCUGCUGCUUUCCUUCCCUACUGACCCCCGCGGCUUUCCCGGCUGGUCCGGGAUUGGGCGGGGACGCUUUCCCUCUCUCAGAGCGUGCAUGCUGAGGUCUUCCUGCGCCGGCGAUCUGCCCGCGACGCUUUUAUUUCUCCUGUCAGCCGCUUCUGUUUUACUGAAAUAGUGUAUCCUCUGUUUGCAGUCGUUUAUUAUUACUUUUGUUUUCGUUCCCGCUAUUAUUUAUUUGUUCGCGCCACGAACUGUUCUUGUUGGUGUGGACACACACUUAUACGUGGAUCUCGUGUUCUUGUGACACACACGCAGUGGUGAUGCUAGAGGAUGGUGAUCUGAAACAAACGGAAAUCUGAACCGGACUUUUAAGUGUGCUCCUCUGUUCGCUUUUUUUUUUUUUAGUUCAGUGAGUCACACCAACGGUUUCUUUCCUUUGUCUGACACGUUAAAAUGUCCCAUCUUGCUCACGAAAGUAGAGAUCGUGGGAAAGAAAUGAACAAGCCAAGGCUGUUCUCGUUCGUUAUCAGUUACCUUUCUUUUUUUAAGUCUUGUGUUGACAUAUUUGUCCUUCUUCCGAACAUCUAUUUAUUUAUUUCCCCACCAUCAGUCGGUUCGACCUCGCAUCGGUGUCAAAAAAAAAAUCCGCCGCGCGACUCAUCGCCUCCACAACCCGCUUUUCCUGUGCCACAGCUUUUCUUUUAUUAUUUUUUUAUGUUGCAACAAAAUAUAAUACGAAAAUGAGGAAAUAUUACCGCGGUGUCGCGUUCUUGCCACCGACACCCGUCUCGCCUGCCUCACAUCCGACGCAAGGAGACCUCACCAUGAACGGCGUCCCUUUUUUUUUGUCUGUUUUGUUUAUAUGUGUGUUAGCUUCCCAUUGCACCAUACUUCAUGUUAAACGAGUCUUUCACCGACGCGGCGAGCGGACCGGAGUAACGUUGGGGUGACACGGAGGGUUCGUCGCGGACCCGUGGCAGGAGUUACCUGCGGUAAAUCACGCGGUCACCUUCGACCUCCAACCCCGAGUUCCCUCGGUCCUCCGAUAGGGAGACGCUCGAUCCCAGUGGCCUGCGAUCGCGCCCUAUGUGGGGAUGCGGAUCGCCGUGAGAUGGCGCUAGGUGACUCGAGCUCCCCUCCCUCCUCCUCGGCGUUGAGGCGAAAGUGAAUCCCCGCAUAUCCGUGAUAUGUCGGGUAGUAUGUUCUAAGAACAACCCCCACUCCCUUGCCCCCCCCCCCCCCCCAUUCUAUUUUUUAAUAUAUGUUAUAAAGGUAUCGUAGUGUUGUUGCAGAGGAGCAAUGUGUGGUGAAAGAGGUUGGGUUUCGCUAAGGUGUUUGCUGCGUUCUGUCUCUCUCUUAAUAAAAUAUUGUACGCUGUUUUGUUUGUUGUAGACUUCGUCGCUCUAUGGUACAAAGUAUAAUGUGCCGCAUAGGUAUGUUGCGAGAAAGACGCUGGCGUUCUGGGCGCGAACGUCAAUUUCUGCUAAAAAAAAAAGAAGAAAGGAAAUAGCCCAUCAGAGUGCAAAAUGAGACAAAAUUUUGUUGAGCAAAUUCUAAUGAAUACCAAACUCCAGUGACGUACUCGUAUAUAGUCAUCAUCCUAAAAAAAAUCAUUUGUUCCGUGCACCAAAUGCUAAGAUUUUGAUGGGUAGUAAUAAUGAACUCCUGUUUACAUAUUCAAAUUGGUUUCUAUAGUUUCGAACCUUAUUUUUCUGACGAGAUCGAGAUACAUGUUUAGUACACCUGAAUGCCAGUCGACAUCUGCAAAUUGCCUUGACUUCGUGUCCUAAAAACUCUCGGCGUCGCCCCCCCCCCCUUUUUUUUUCUCUCUUUUUGUUACUUCCAAUUUUUGGCCCGACGCCGCUUAUGUACAAAGUUUGUCACUCCGUACUUUCGUCUUGACUCGUGCCUUUUCGCUUCUUGUGCCUUUGCGCGUGUACCAUCAUUUUUGUGUAUGAUCGCAUUCGCGUCUCUGGUUGCCUUGAUAGAUUUGUCAACGUUAACUUGAAGACAGCUUCAGAAGGAUCGCUUCGCUUGUUGUUCGUGCCCGCUCGUAUAGCGAUAUACGAAGCGAGCAAUGCCACAUUAACUUGUUAUCACUGUAUUGUCUUCCGCGGCGGAAAUUUGUCCAUAUCGGCACAAGUGUACAGUGCGUCUACGAAUUCUUUUCUUUUUUGUCUCCUUGUUCACUUGGAACAUUUUCAACAUUGCUGUGAAAGCGUUGUUGCUUGUACUGGAGGUUGUGUUUCGAGUCCAAAUAAAACUCCUUGUUUUUGAAUACA
Molecule: messenger RNA, 4681 nt
Organism: Dermacentor andersoni
Lineage: Eukaryota; Metazoa; Arthropoda; Arachnida; Ixodida; Ixodidae
Product: DNA-binding protein D-ETS-4-like
Biological process (GO): regulation of transcription by RNA polymerase II; cell differentiation
Cellular component (GO): nucleus
Molecular function (GO): DNA-binding transcription factor activity, RNA polymerase II-specific; sequence-specific DNA binding
Source: RefSeq, a predicted model, not a curated record